This is a messenger RNA of Linum trigynum, 282 nucleotides long. The record is from the annotation of a GenBank genome assembly. NCBI's taxonomy places the organism in Eukaryota, Viridiplantae, Streptophyta, Magnoliopsida, Malpighiales, Linaceae.
AUGUUCACAUCCACAUGGGUUACUGCUCGUUUGAAGGGUUCAGAUUGCUGGCCGAUAACUAUCUUGGGGUUAAAGAGCAUCCCUCGUUUAAGUGCAUUGAGGAUUGGUUGGCAGAGAGGGGUUCCCGUCACGCCGGCGGAAGUCGCUCAACAGCUGAUGAAAUCCGACGACCCUCAAGUUUCUCUCGACGGACUCGUCGAAUUUUUCAGCAACGAGACUCACACCAUUCAAAUCGGUGGUUUUAUUGGUUUCUCCUUUAUUCGAUCAAGACUAGAGCAAUAA